Messenger RNA from Aspergillus caelatus, 1062 nucleotides. Its product is annotated as cupin domain-containing protein. The transcript is spliced from 4 exons. The coding region runs from base 327 to 728 and encodes 133 amino acids. Lineage: Eukaryota; Fungi; Ascomycota; Eurotiomycetes; Eurotiales; Aspergillaceae. The record is from RefSeq and is a predicted model, not a curated record.
AGUACCCGCUGACUCGGGGAUGAUAGUGUAUCACCCCACCCUGGAUGCUCUAAUGGCAUUCCUAACACACCAUUGGUCGGACCCCGCGCAUGUUCGGCAAUGAAGUGAUGAAAGGCCGGUAUUAACUCAUACGCUUUGAGCCACCGAAGAAAAAGGGAAUACUGGCCUGCACGACUUCGACGAAAAGACGAUCAAUACAAUCCGCAAAUAUUCACAUAAAGGCACUUGGAGAGCUUCGAUUCUGAAACUCUGGGGCCAGAAUACGACAUUAUACCCUUUACAUCUCAAAGGAGAAUCGUUUCAACCGCGUUCGACACUCGUCCACGAUGCCGGAGUCAAUCAUAUUCUCCGGGGCGAAUAACCCCCAGAAAAGCGUGAUGAAGCCAACGGCCACUUUCACCGGUGAGGUCUACCUAGACUUAAUCUCCAUGGAUGCGGCUGCCUCACUGGCAAAUGUUACGUUCACACCUUGUGCGCGUACCUACUGGCACACCCACGAGGGUGGCCAAAUGAUCAAGGUAUCGUCUGGGACGGGUUGGAUCUGUGACAAGGGAGGAGAGGCUCGUCGGAUCAAAGCCGGCGACGUUAUCUGGGCUCCGCCGGGUACUACCCACUGGCACGGUGCCGACGAUGGUUCUAUUAUGACUCACUUCGUUGUUGGCAUCGGCGAGACCAAAUGGCAUGACGAGGUCACCAACGAGGAGUAUCACAAGCGAGUGGAGAAUUAACGUGUUGUCGUACUACAUGAUAGCCUCCUCGUACAUAGGCGCACCUCUCAUCUCCACAAAGAGUGCCUGCAUUUGGAAGGAUUCUACUUGGAUAGCCUAAGUAUAUCUGCAAUUCUGUUCAGCAGAGGCCCCUAAUCAAAUAUCUGUCGACAAAAAGGCCACUCAGGCGCCUCGGAAACUUAGAUUGUGACCAUAGUUGUGUCUUAUAGUUGUGACCACCGGUUUUGAGAAGCGGGUAUAGAACCUAAAUGAAUCCUCAGUUUGUUCGGUGACGGAAGGAAUCGUAAAGGAAGUUGGUGAGGAGGAACAAGAGGGUGAUUUCACUGUGGGCAGG